CAUGGCGGUUCUGUUGCUCGCUUAGAGUGUAGUGGAAACCGCGACAAAGUUGAGUUAGUUUAGGUAUAUUUCAGUAGCAGGGAGGAGGCAUAUUCACACAGAUUAGUGUCUGUAAACUGCACGUAUCGGCUGGUGGAAAUGAAGGGGAAAGAACGAUCGCCGGUGAAGAAACGCUCCCGGGCACCAGAUGAUAGCAGAGACCGAGGAGGAAGCCACCCGAGCGGCAAGAAGACGGGAACCCUGUCGACGGUUGGAAGCAACAACGGCAACGGCUCUGCUCAAAGAAGAACUUUGCACAGUGAUAAAAGAGACAUGAGGGAUUCAGACGGACACAAUUCAUCCAGUCGGGCUGGUUGCGGCUACGACUACGGAGUUAUUUCGGUGAACAAGCCGUACGGCGGCGCUGACAUCGCCGCGGAAACAUCCAGGUCCGGUUCACGCAGCGACACUCGGCCUCCGUCAAACCCCGAAAGUGAGUACAAGACUCUCAAAAUAAGUGAACUGGGCUCUCAGCUGAACGACGAGGAGAUAGAGGACGGACUGUUUCAUGAGUUUAAGAGGUUUGGGGACGUGAGUGUCAAAAUUUGUCGAGAAAACGACGAGAGGGUGGCGUUUGUGAACUUUAGGAGGCCCGAUGACGCCCGGGCGGCCAAGCACGCCCGCGGGAAGUUGGUGCUGUACGACCGGCCUCUGAAAAUCGAGACGGUUUACAUGAACAGACGGAGAAGCCGCUCCCCUGUUUCAAAAGACGGUUUCCCUUCAGGCCAGAGGCAUCUCCACUCCCAGAGACCUCUCUCUCCCACUGGUUUGGGAUACAGAGACUACCGGUUACAGCAGCUGGCGCUGGGCCGUCUCCCCCCUCCCCCUCCCCCACCUCACGUAAGAGAUCUGGAAAGAGACAGAGAGUUUUCAAUGUACGAUGCCAGGAAUAGACCCCCCUUCAUCCCUGAAUGUGCUGUUUACCGUGAGGAGGACCUGAUGAACCCUGAGGAUGACCAGAGGGCGAACAGGACUUUGUUUCUGGGCAAUCUGGACGUCAGUGUGACAGAGAGUGACCUGAGGAGGGCCUUUGACAGGUUUGGGAUGAUAACAGAGGUGGACAUAAAGCGGGCAGUGAGAGGCCAGAGCAGCACCUAUGGAUUCAUCAAGUUUGAGAACCUUGACAUGGCUCAUCGUGCCAAAUUGGCCAUGUCGGGGAAAGUGGUGGGCCACAACCCGAUUAAAAUCGGCUAUGGUAAACCUACUCCCACGACCAGGCUGUGGGUGGGUGGCCUUGGACCCUGGGUUCCACUCGCUGCACUGGCCAAGGAGUUUGACCGCUUUGGCACCAUCAGGACUAUAGACUACAGGAAAGGUGAGGCGUGGGCUUACAUCCAGUAUGAAAGUUUAGAUGCUGCUCAAGCUGCAUGUACUCACAUGAGAGGCUUCCCUCUCGGUGGCCCCGACCGGAGACUCAGGGUGGACUUUGCGGACACAGAGCACCGUUACCAGCAGCAGCAGUACAUGCAGCUCCCCCUUCCCCUGCCGCACUAUGACUUAGUUCCCGAACCCUUUGCCCACCGCCUUACUGACUCAGUGAGAGUGAGAGAAAGAUCCCCUCCACUUCCUGCUCGCUUCAGAGACAGAGAUUUAUACACCAGCGCUGAAUGGUCUGGCCUGGGUGUCCACGACAGAAUCCGAGGGGCAGGCUUCGACCCCAUAGAUCGUCUGGAGAGGCGUUCCCGUGAGACCUGGUCAGUCGAGCGUGAGUUCCAAAGUAGAGAUCUAAGCCGCAAAAGGAGACAUUUGGAUGAUGGCUGCCGGCUGGAUCACUCACCUGACAUCAGUGACUAUAGCAUGCGGCGUCAUGGUAGCUCAUUAGAGCGCAGCCCUGGAGGGAGCAGCCGAGAUGGGGGACGCUACAGUGAUCCUGAACGCCUGCCUCGCUCUGGCAGAACCUCCCCCAUCAGAGAGCGCCAGGAUACUGGCUUUGGGGGCAAGAGAAGAAAAACCCUUAGCCCGGCUGAGCCAGGCUCCUGCUCUGAGAAGGACCACAAACGCAAGGCCAGUGACUCAUCUAAGAGCCCAGCGAGAAAGGAGGAUCGCUCAGGACACCCUUCCUCCUCUUCCUCCAAAUCUGGCCAGCAGGCUAAGCCGGCAGCUGGAGGCCAGAAGCUGAGUCAGGCCUGGCAGGGUGUCCUCCUGCUGAAAAAUAGCAGCUUUCCCACAUCACUGCACCUGCUGGAGGGAGACAUGGAGGUGGCUACCAGCCUGCUUGUGGAGGGCACCACAGGAGGUCAAGUGUCCCAGCUGAAGAUCAGCCAACGCCUGCGCCUGGACCAGCCUAAGCUAGAUGAGGUUUCUCGUCGCAUCAAGGCCGCCGGCUCCAGCGGAUACUCCAUCCUCCUGGCCGUGCCGGGGAAAUCUGAAGAUGGAGGUGCACAGGAUGCCAGCAACUCCACCGAGAGGCCACUGAAGAACCUGGUCUCCUACUUGAAGCAGAAGGAGGCGGCCGGCAUCAUCAGCCUUCCUGUGGGAGGCAGCCGUGACAAGGACCACGGAGGAGUCCUUCACGCUUUCCCCCCAUGCGAGUUCUCGCAGCAGUUCUUGGAUGCCUCUGCCAAAGCCUUUGCCAAAUCAGAGGACGACUACAUGUUGAUGGUCAUUAUCAGAGGAGCAUCGUGAAAAAAGUUCAAAUUGUAAAUGUCACAAUCUCAUAAACUGUUAAACUGUGAUUUAUAAAAGCAGGGAGAGGUUAACAAAGCAGAGGACCAGCUAGAUUCUAUCUCAUCCUGCUGAAGGGUCAUAGAAAUGACAGUCACAUUGAAUUGAAUUAAUUUUGAUGAGUUGGAUUUGAUUAUUGAUACAGGUGACUUCUGCCAGUUAUCAGAUACAUGUACAUUACUUGAAGGGUACUCUGCUUCAGAGCAAGUAAUUCAAAGCAAGUUCUACAGUUCUGUGAAUCAAUACUAUAUGUUGCCUUAUCUUAUUUCAAAAGAAACACAUUUCCUUCAUGUCCUUUCAUGCAAUGCCUGCCUUUAACAGAAAAGGAAUUUAAGAUCCAAAAGAGAGUAUUUAGCCUUCAUUUUAUCUGUACUCAGCAUAGAUUGAAAUGGUCAGUGUCAUCAUGUUUCUAGUACUGUAAUUUGUACAGCCAACCUAUGACAGAAUUAAAACAAACUCAUGUACAUAGAAAUUUUCUCUUGAUUAUGGAAAUAUGUUUGCUCUAAAGCUUUACCCAUUACUCAUUAAUAGGUAUAUUCCAGAUGUGCAUCUGUAUUACUUUCUGCUGACCCAGUAAACAUUUUGAAUACUUCCUAAUUCAAAGUUUCAUGAUGACAGCUUUUCUAUUUUUGCCAGUUUGGGCUAGAUCAGCUUAAAGCUAAAGAAAAGUCGUGGAAAAAUGGACUCUUCUUUCUUAAUUUACUUUUGGAUAUGUUAAAAUACAUACAUGCAAGCCUUAAGGGUCAUAGUGUAGUGGAUUACAGUAAUAUUAAUGCUCCUUUCUGAGCCACGUCUGGAGGUUAUGUGACAUUACAAGGUGAAAUGAAUUCCUGUCUGUGUUUCAACACCAGUACAUGUAUGGAGGGGUGGACACAAGCAGCUAGCACCUGCACAUUAUAAUGCAGUUAAAUACAAUAAUAAUGAAAAGAACACAGCAUUUAUGAAGACAACUAUAUUUAUUUUUUGUUGAAAUUAUGUUAUUUAGGAGACUUGAAGAUCUGUGUUUAUUUCGGACCUGAAGGUGUUGUAUUGAACUGCAUUAUGUUAUAAUAUUUAGUGCUGAUAUAUGUAUUAUUGAUUAAGCUAUGCUUUCUUGAUUAAUCAAUUAAAUAUUUGUAGAACAACAGAAAAUAAUGACCAAAAUCCAUAUUUACAGAAACCAUUCAGUGUGCUGUGAUUUAAGAUGAGAAAAUAGGCAAAUAUACACAUUUGAGAAUCUAGAACCACGAAAUGUUGCAAUUUUGCUUGAAAAAUUGACAAAUUUGUCAUCCAAGUAUCAGAUUUGCUGCUUAUUAAUUAUUUGUCAAUCAACUAAUCAUUUCAGCUCUAAAUAUUAUUACUGUGGAGUUGAAUCAGCUCCUCUUAACCUAAACAAAUCUGAACGUUAACGGCUGUAAAAAGCUAAUAGGUCUGUUUUGAGUGGCAUUAUAUUGUAAAGGGUUGCUGUUGUGUCCGUCCCUUUUAUGUUGUACUUUUAUUGGUAUCAUAUUCAAUUUGGUUGAACAAUGAUUGGUUGAUUAAUUUAUUCACUUUUCCAUGUUAGAAUCCACCAAGUACAAUAACUACCCCAACAAAGCAUGUACUGUUGAAAAAAGAUGAUGUAACCUCUAAAUUAAGUGCUAUAUGUAUGCCAUGCAGAUCUCUAAUAACUGACCAGGAGUCAGUAUGUAGAAAAUAUUGCUAUGCUAUCAGUGGACUGUGAUAAAAAACCUCGGAAUGAAUCGUAGGAGAGAAGGCCGCCCUCCGGUGGCCUUACACGCCUUCCUCUGAAAGGACAGUUAAUUAUGGUUUUCAUGGUUUGAUUUGAGUUCUGUGUUUCAAAUGGAGAGAAAAAAAGAUUUGUAUACUCAGGAUAUCUGGAGAGAGAAAUGGAGAACAUCAGUGCUCAUGGGCCUAGGAAAUAUACCUGUCAGAAAAAAAAAAACGCCAAGUGCAACAUGCACUUGAUUUUGUCUCAAUAAAUUUACUCUUUCGUGGGAAACACACGUGCCUCGGAAGACAACUUUUGUGACCUUUUCUGUUCUUGGAAUUGUCUAUCAAACUCUAAAGGCUUUAUCACUUUGACAGCA
This is a messenger RNA of Chelmon rostratus (copperband butterflyfish), 4772 nucleotides long. Its product is annotated as RNA-binding protein 15-like. The record is from RefSeq and is a predicted model, not a curated record. Gene Ontology annotation, molecular function: mRNA binding. The transcript has a single exon. Lineage: Eukaryota; Metazoa; Chordata; Actinopteri; Chaetodontiformes; Chaetodontidae. Bases 139 to 2664 code for a protein of 841 amino acids. Gene Ontology annotation, cellular component: nucleus. Gene Ontology annotation, biological process: regulation of alternative mRNA splicing, via spliceosome.